Uranotaenia lowii is the source of this 1527-nucleotide messenger RNA. RefSeq names its product delta-aminolevulinic acid dehydratase. Gene Ontology annotation, biological process: heme biosynthetic process. Bases 234 to 1220 code for a protein of 328 amino acids. Gene Ontology annotation, cellular component: cytosol. The record is from RefSeq and is a predicted model, not a curated record. Gene Ontology annotation, molecular function: porphobilinogen synthase activity; zinc ion binding. The transcript has 5 exons. NCBI's taxonomy places the organism in Eukaryota, Metazoa, Arthropoda, Insecta, Diptera, Culicidae.
UUCAACCCCUCAUGAAUGCCUACAUUCCACCGGGCGGCUGGCGACGACAGGCAGGCAAAAAUUACACAAUCAUUGCACGUCGAUCGGUGAAAGUGUAUUGAAGUACAUAUUAUUUUGUCGCCGCAAAAAAGAGGUGUAGCUUAUCAAGCCCCCGAUAGUGAUAACAGUGAUAAUUUGAAGUGAAUUUGUUGUACAUUGUGUCCAUUCCGGAGAGAAGCCCGUCGAUUGUCAACAUGGCCCAGACCAAACUCCACAGCAGCAUUUUCCACCCGACCUUGCGCAAGCUCCAGUGCCAAGAUGUGGAUAUCGCUGUGCAUAAUUUGAUGUACCCGAUCUUUUUGGUGGAAGACGAUGAGGCCAUCCAGGAGAUACCCAGCAUGCCCGGGGUGGCUCGGUACGGAAUCAAUCAACUGAGGAAGCAUCUAGCUCCGCUGGUUGAGAAAGGACUUGCCUCGAUUUUGGUCUUUGGUGUUGUCGAUAAGUUACCUAAGGACUCCACGGGUUCGGCUGCCGACAGCCCAAACAAUCCAGUGAUCAAAGCGCUCCCACAGCUUCGCCAAUGGUUUCCGGAUCUGCUUAUUGCUUGUGAUGUUUGCCCGUGCCCCUACACCAGUCACGGCCAUUGUGGCAUCCUAACCGAAGACGGCACCAUCGACAAUGAACCGAGCAUCCGGAGGAUAGCAGAAAUUUCUCUGGCCUAUGCCAGGGCUGGUGCUCACAUUGUGGCACCCUCGGACAUGAUGGACAAUCGGAUCGGUGCCAUCAAACGGAUUCUGCGGGACAAUAAACUGGAAAAUCGUGUUUCGGUUUUGUCGUAUUCGGUGAAAUUCGCAUCUGGGUUUUACGGCCCAUUCCGUGACGCGGCCAAAUCUGCACCGGCUUUCGGCGAUCGCAAAUGCUACCAGUUGCCACCGGGCUCGAAAGGAAUUGCUAAACGAGCAGCGAAACGAGACGUCGAGGAAGGCGCUGAUAUGUUGAUGGUCAAACCGGGCAUGGCUUACUUGGACAUCGUGAAACAAGUCAAGGAUGACUACCCGGAACUGCCACUCUUCAUUUAUCAGGUAUCGGGCGAGUAUUCGAUGCUGUUGAAUGCCGGUAAAAUCGGUGCAUUCGAUCUGCGGACGGUCCUGUGGGAAGUGCUGAUUGGGAUGCGGCGAGCUGGAGCAGACUGCAUUAUUACCUAUUUCACACCCACUUUGCUAGAUUGGUUGCGGGAAUGAAUGAAGGAAUCGGAAACGAUCACUAACAGUUUAUUGUAGUUUUAUAUGAAAAAGUUUUUUUUUCAUUCUGGUUUUCGGAUGCUUUUAGGAAAGCAAUUACUAAUCGUGGUGUAUUUAUAGUCACUCACUUAGAAUCUUUCUCAAAUAUAUGAAAAGACAGUGUCAGUAUCUUAAAAAAUUAAGUUUAAGAAAGAAAUUCUUCAAAAACAAUAUAUUUUUGAAUCGAAAACUGUAUUUUGAAAAGAAAUCUUGUUUUUGGGCAAAAGUUUCUCUGUAAAAUAGGGUAACGGGUCUCUUUUAGACCGCU